Messenger RNA from Monosiga brevicollis MX1, 1286 nucleotides. RefSeq lists its product as uncharacterized. NCBI's taxonomy places the organism in Eukaryota, Choanoflagellata, Craspedida, Salpingoecidae. The record is from RefSeq and is a predicted model, not a curated record. The coding region runs from base 17 to 982 and encodes 321 amino acids. Gene Ontology annotation, cellular component: cytoplasm; nucleus. The transcript is spliced from 9 exons. Gene Ontology annotation, molecular function: protein serine/threonine phosphatase activity.
AACACACAUCGGACCAAUGGCGGAUCUGGAUCUGGACGUCGCGGGCAUCAUCGACCGACUCCUCGAAGUCCGGGGCUGUCGGCCGGGAAAGACAGUGAGCCUCGAGGAGCGCGAGAUCUCCGGGCUCUGCUUGUCGGCGCGCGAGGCCUUUCUGGCCGAGCCCAUGCUCUUGCGCCUCCAGGCCCCAGUCAAAAUCUGUGGUGAUGUGCACGGGCAGUACUAUGACGUUCUGAGGCUCUUUGAGCACAGUGGCUUCCCGCCCGCCAGCAGUUAUCUGUUCCUUGGCGACUACGUUGAUCGUGGCAAACAGUCCUUGGAGACCAUCUGCCUGCUGCUGGCCUACAAGGUCCUUUACCCGGACAAGAUCUGGCUCUUGCGUGGCAACCACGAAUGUGCCAGCAUCAACCGCAUCUAUGGCUUUUACGAUGAGUGCAAGCGUCGCUACUCCAUCAAGCUUUGGAAAACCUUCACCGACUGCUUCAACUGCCUGCCCGUUGCUGCCGUUGUUGCUGACAAGAUCUUCUGCUGCCAUGGUGGCCUCUCACCCGACUUGCAAGCUCUCGAUCAGAUCACGAACGUGCAACGACCAACCGACGUGCCAGACACUGGCCUGCUCUGCGAUCUGCUGUGGAGCGAUCCCGAGCGCGAGGUUGAGAAUUGGGCCGAAAACGAUCGGGGCGUUUCAUUCACGUUUGGCGCCGACAUUGUGGAAAAGUUUUUAUUACAGCAUGACCUGGAUCUUAUUUGCCGCGCUCAUCAGGUGGUUGAGGAUGGCUACGAAUUCUUCGCACAACGUCAGCUAGUGACUGUCUUCAGCGCACCAAACUACUGCGGUGAAUUUGACAACGCGGGUGCCAUCAUGACCGUUGAUGCCAACCUCAUGUGCUCCUUUCAAAUCCUCAAGCCCGCUGACAAGAAGUCAAAGUAUCGCUAUGCCUCCGACCCAGGCGCAGCAGAGCGUGAUGUUUUGCCUGUGGCGUAAAGCGCCCAACCGUGCUAGGGAUAUGCGCGCCGUCUGCUUGUGUGGGCAUUGAAAGUGUCAUCGUCCAAGGCAUGCACGCGCCCUAUGUUGUUCGUGUCCCCUUUGCACUUCCGUUCUGAAGCGCGUCCCCCAAACUGCUGUCGAUCCCGUGCAGCUCAGCUGUGCGAGCCGAUGUGCAUUAUUGUGAUGUCCUAUGCGUCGAUAGCCCGGAAGAUCCCGCCCGCCUCUUUGUUGUCCUUUGUCAAACAGCCUUGUCAACUUUAUGCCGAUCAAUUUCAUCAUCUGGUCAGACCGGUGUGAUAUU